AUGUGCACUAUAGGAGCACUAUUCUUUGCGCUCGAGUAUAGUGAUACAGUUCAAGAACUACCAACAUCAGUUGUCCUGAAAGCUGGCUCGCAAUGGGCUGCCACAGCUGAGCGUCUACUCCUUGGGAAUACGCAUCACAUUUCAGUUGAUGGAUUGAUGACUGCUCAACUUCUUUAUGACUAUGCUCUUCGCAUGGCCAACUUUACGCAAGCCUUUGUCUUGAGCGCCUUAAUGGCGAGGAUGACCCAAGCUCUGCAACUGAAUCUGGAGUACUCCUCGGACCUUUUCAACCAGUCACCCAACAACACUCUAUCGAUAACAGCCAGAGAGUGUCGUAGACGCCUAAUGUGGAGUUGCUAUGUCACAGACGUUCUCUGUAGCAAUGGCGUUGAGCAACUGACCUUGGUAUUCGAGAAACACAUCAGGAUCCAGCUGCCAUGCCAUGAACGGAACUUUCUUCAUGAACGGCCAUGUAUCACAAGAACAUUAACUGGCUCGCCUCUCGACUUUAUCCCCCCUGAUAAGAUACCAGUUGACAUAGACAGCAAUAUGGGCAUGCUGGGCUACCUCAUUCAACACCUUGAAAUACGACGGCGAGUUCUAUGGUACAUCAAGCACCUGGAUCAAGCCAAACCUCCAUGGCUUCCCGACUCGGAGUUUGCACAGUUAGAUCAAGAAUUGCAGGCUUGGUACAUGUCACUCCCACCAAGUCUUCAGUUCACGACUUCGACUAUCUACCUACGCAAGGAGUCAUCACAACUUGGGGCUUUAUGCUUCUUUCACUGCACUUACCAUCAGACCAUGCUGGACUUUUAUCGCAUUGGAACCCCCGAACUAUUCAAGCUCCGAUCGGCAUUCCAUUUCUCACCCGAACAACAUGACUUUCAGCGACAUUUGCAAUACGCGUUGUUCAAGGUGGCCCGUACGUUGGCCGCGAUUGUCGCUGAAGCGGAGCAGCAUGGGCCUCGGAUUACCGGUGAUACGUGGUUCCCUACGAUUGCCUACGAGAGCAACAGAGUCAUGCUCUACUACCUGACCCAGGUCACGGAUCCUAUGGCUCUCGAUAAACGAGAACUAGUGUUGAGCACUAUUCCAUACUUGCAGAGUAACCUCAAGGCUCUCAAGACAAUGCGUGCCACUAAUGCCAUGGCGGAUAGCCUCUCCCGCGGAGCCGAAAGCAUGCUCCAGAAGUUGGGAGUUGACUCCAACAAUAUUCUUCCCCUACCAAGCGUCAUCCUGGACGACCCAUACUUGGCCUUCCCAAGCCGAGACACGCAGAUCGGAGUGGAUGCACCAUCUCAGAGAGCAGCCGACUCCGAUCUCCAUCCACUUUCCAUUUUCCGUAUGGCACGCAACGAGAUCCCAGAGGGUCACGCUCCGGCAGUAUCUGUGCGCAAGAGCCCAGUUCCAGCCGAGGAGGUUCCACUGCAGCCUCCUCAACUGGAUCAAGAUCUUCAUGGAUUUGAGCAAAACUUGGAUCUGUUCUUUGCGCCGGAUUUAGCUCAGGACUGGCAACUUGCAGAGAUGCUUCUCGAUUCGGGGACGGUUGGAGAUGGGCCAAUAUCAUGGAUUGGGAUGCCGCAACCGGGCUUAUAG
Messenger RNA from Fusarium keratoplasticum, 1596 nucleotides. RefSeq names its product Fungal-trans domain-containing protein. Gene Ontology annotation, molecular function: DNA binding; zinc ion binding. NCBI's taxonomy places the organism in Eukaryota, Fungi, Ascomycota, Sordariomycetes, Hypocreales, Nectriaceae. The record is from RefSeq and is a predicted model, not a curated record. Gene Ontology annotation, cellular component: nucleus. The transcript is spliced from 4 exons. The coding region runs from base 1 to 1596 and encodes 531 amino acids. Gene Ontology annotation, biological process: DNA-templated transcription.